Eupeodes corollae is the source of this 6059-nucleotide messenger RNA. Its product is annotated as serine/arginine repetitive matrix protein 2-like. The record is from RefSeq and is a predicted model, not a curated record. Lineage: Eukaryota; Metazoa; Arthropoda; Insecta; Diptera; Syrphidae. The transcript is spliced from 11 exons. The coding region runs from base 475 to 5715 and encodes 1746 amino acids.
CCUAAACUUUUCAAAAUGUGUCGUCUCUUCAAAUGAACUAACGGAAUUCUUGUCUUGUUUCUUGUGUAAAAUAAAUAACGGAAACAAUUGUUCAUAUAAUUUUGCUCAUAAUAUUAUUUAUAUUUUGAUUUCAAAAGAUUAUUCAUUGUAAUUGUAUCAAUAAAAAUUGUGGCAAACAAUUAUUUCCAUCAACCAAAUAAUUAAUCCAUGAAUUUGCAUCACAAUGUAAGUUUCUAGUGCAAGAUUUUAUGCAUCGCUUUGCUUGUGUAUUGUGUUGUGUUUUAUUUUUGUUGAGACAAUUUAAACAUUUUCUGUGUAUUCUAAUCAAUUCAACUUUUAUUACUACACAAUAAGAAUAACAUCCGGUUGCUGUCGCUGUUGUUUAUGAUUUAUACAAGUCUUGAUAGUUUCGCUUGAUUGUGUCGCGAGAUGUUUUUAAAUUACAACUAAUUACUUAUUGGAAUAAUAAUAUAUAUGUACAGGAAUUUAGAAGCGGAUUCCUCCAGCACCAGGAAAAUUAACUUUUCACCGCCUCGGAAGAAGAAGAAGCAGUCUAAAAUGGUUGAUCCCAGAGAAAGCUUAGGGGAAUUUGAUUCCUCUAUUUUUGAUGCCAGUGAUGGUCAUAAAUUGGUAGCUUUGAUUCGAAGAAAAAAAGGCCUAAAUGUCCAGACUCAAAAAAUUUUCGAUGAUGUUCCAUCGAAUAGGCCAAGUUUAAAUAUUGAAAUUCAAAGGCUUGACGAAGAGAAAGAAAAUGAAACAUUAAAACCACCAGAAACAAUUCAACAAGAACCAAAUCCUCCAGCUCCAUCAAAUGCAGCUGCUGAAAUCAAUAGCGAAGUUCCACCCACUGCCGAAUUCGUUCCGAAAUCUCCGAAAAGAACAUCAAUAAGAAGAACAAUAACAAGUCCAAUAAUAAAAAUGAGUUCGACCACGUUGGGAAGACGGACAUUGCUCAAAGAGUUCGAAAAGGCAUUUGCAAAUGAAAGUCGAUUUCUUCCAGAAAUAUGUAGCACUCCAAUAUGUUCUGAUAUGCCAAACAAAGUUAAUCAAGCAAAUACAAACGAUUUGUUGAAAAACACCCAAGGAGCUGAAAGGACAAGCCCAGAAGAAAAUGUGGUUUGCUCACACAUAACAAUAAGUGAUGAAGGCUCUCCAGCUGAACAAUUACAAAAUACAUUGGAAAGUUGUAAUGCUCACAAAAAUACAAUUAGGUCAUUGUUAAACCAAAAUCAACUACUCAAUGACCUUUUAGAUGGAUCACAAAAAGAACCAAAUGCAAAUCUAUUAAAUGAGCGAGAUGAAUCUUCAAAAAAAAGUCCACGUCGAACUUACACAGUUGAAUGUGACAUUUCAAAUGGAAAAAUAACUUUGUCACCUUCUAAAGCUCGACAAAAUAAUGAAAUAAUCCCAAAGGUGCCUACAAAAAAACUAGUUUCAACUCCUGAACAGUUAAGGGUGUUCAAAAAAUUAGGUCUAGUUUUAAAUAGGGCAAGCCCAACUAAAAAGUGUCAGGAACCUACUCAAAAAUCAUCACGUAUACCAAUUCCAUCUACCAGUGCUGCACCGAUUGUUGUGAAUCAAGAAACUACGACAGCAGAGUUUGCACCGAUUGUUAUGAAUCAAGAAACAACGACAGCAGAGUUUGUCGAACAUUUACAAAAAAAAGCAACUCCAAACUGUUCGAUGAUUGUUAUACCAGUAAAUCAGACUUUUAACCAAAUCCCCGCAGAUCACACAAUCACAAUUGCUAAGCCCAAAAAUGCAACUUCGCCUGUACAUGAAAUAACUUCAACCAUCUCAAGUCAUAACACAAUGCCAGCAGGCAGUCCUUUAAAACAAAAGAAGGAGCAAAGAACACUGACCCGUGUUGAUAGCCCCUCAAACAAUGUUAUAUCAUCAACUACCAUCUCAAAUGAUGAACGACCUAAAGAGUCAGAACAUCGGUCUUCAUCAACAACCACCUUGAAUGAUGAACGACUUAAACAUCCAGAACACCCGACCUAUACCUUAAAAUGGGACGAUAUUAUGACUGACGAUGCCUCCAGUUCAGAUAAAAGUGAUAACCGGUCAUGCCAUAAGGAACGCAAUUUACCAAGUGGUCUUCCACAAAAUACUUCUAACAUCGAUACAAAUAUAUCUCAGUUAGACGAAGGAAAUAACAAAGAAAUUGAGAGCUUUCAGAAACUUCCGCCACCUCCUGGAUUUUGUGACGUAAGCGUACAUUCAAUUUUGGAACGCACAACUUCACAAUCUCUUGACCAAGACCAAGACUUUGUAGAUGAGCUUAUUACAGACAGAAUAGCCCUGUCACAGGAUGCGUUUAAAAGACCCUCAGAAGUAAUUGGCAAGAAAAAAAGACGGAAAACCAAAGCCAUCCCCAAAAAUGUUAAAGAAUAUCUAGAUGUAAAUAAGAAGGUUGGCAAAAAUCGUUAUUUGAACAUUUCAAAACGGAAACUUUAUAGUAAAGGCAAUUCCUUUGCAGAAUCAUCAGAUGAUUCUUCUUUAGAGAGAAAACGAGAGAAGGAUAAAUCAACCAGAAAAUUUUCUAGAUCUCUUUCCAGUAGAAGUGUUAAAAACACAGAAAGAGAAACAUCAAAGAAUGAUGCUUCCAGUAGAGAGGGUCAGUUGGAGUCUACACCAACAAAAAGACACAUCGCUUCUAGGCAAGUGGUCCCAAGAAACGAACUUAAUAUUAAAGGACGUCAACAAAUCCGAUCAAGACGGAGAUCAUCUCCAAGUUCAUCAGAUCUAGAAACGUCUGUUCCACAAACACCAAAUCGUGCUAAAAACACAAGAAAAACAAAUAAAAGUAAAUCAAAAAUAAUUGAUAAAGAAGCUAAACGUAAUGAGGAACAUCAUAUUCCCCUAAGAGAGCGGACAACUAGAUCACAAAUGCUAGAAAAAAGGUCUUUCGAGGUUGAUAGUGAACAAACUUUAGUGUUAAAGCAACAAUUCGAAUCUUCAUCAACAACGAGACACAUCUCUUCUGAACAAGUUCUCCAACAAAACGAACGAUCAAGGCGUAGACCGUUACCUAGUUUAUCAGAUCUAGAAACAUCUUCUCCAAAAACUAGAAAUCGUUCUAAAAAUACCAGAAAAAUAAAUAAAAGUAGAUCGAACAUAAUUGAUAAAAAAGCUAAAAGUAGUAAAUUAGAAAAUCAUAUUCCCCUAAAAGAGCGUUCUACUAGAUCAUUGUUGCUAGAAAAAAAGUCAACCGAGGUUGAUAGUGAGCAAACUUUAGCGUUACAGCAACAAUUGGAAUCUUCAUCGACAACAAGACACAUCUCUUCUAAGCAAGUUCCCCAAAGAAACGAACUUAAUCUUAAAAAAUUUAAAAAUAUUCCAUCAAGGCGGAGCUCUUCUUCUAGUUCAUCAGAUCUAGAAACAUCUAAUCCAAAUACUACAAAUCGUUCUAAAAAUACCAGAAAAACAAAUAAAAGUAGGUCAACAAUAAUUGAGAAAGAUGUUCAAAAUAAAGGUGAGGAUCACAAUCUUACAGAAGAACGUGUCACUAGAUCACUACACAGAAAGUCAACCGAGGGUGCUAGUGAGCCAACUUCAAAUUUAAAGCCACAAUUGGAUUCCUCAUCAACGCAAAAAAGACAAAUCUCUUCUAGGCAAGUUCUUCCAAGGCGAACAUCUUCUCCUAAUUCAUCAGAUCACGAACAAUCUACUACACAAACCAAAACUACUAGAAAAACAAAUAAAAGUAGAUUAAAAUUAAUUGAUAAAACUGCUAAAAGUAAGAAAGAGGACCAUCAUAUUACCCUAGAAGAACGUGUUACUAAAUCACUAUUGCUAGGCAGAAGGUCUUCCGACAGCGAUAGUGAACAAACUUCAGUUUUAAACCAAUGUAAUAUACUCUCGCCUAGUAGAAAAAGAAAUUCGACCAAUUCUUUCAGAUCACUCUCACAGCCUAAGAAAUCUAAGGUUCGGACAUCUAGUUUUGAAAGAAGUUCCCAGAAAACCAAAGUCAAUAACAAAGACGUGGAAGAGCACAUUACAGUUUCAUCAUCGAAAUCACAAGCUCAAGAUAUUAAUCCAACCGAAACAAUAAAUCCUCCGGAACAAAGCAACAAUCACGUAGUUGAAAGUAAUCCAGAAAAGAAUGCUCCAGCACCUGCGCCAUCUAAAACCCGAACAAAAAAAGCAUCAAAGAAAAAUAAAGAACCAUCAUCACCGUUUCAAAAUCCAAAGCAUCCUAAAACCACAUUGGCAAUCAAUGCGGAAAAUCCUGAUGGCGGUCUUGGUCCUCGUCGCUCAAAGCGAGAAAAAAAAAUGCCAACAGCAUAUUGGGCUUGUUCGAAUUCUAAGUAUACACACGUGUAUGAUAUAUAUACUAUGUUAACCGAAGGAAAGGGAAUGAAGCCUUACUUCCCCGAAUUCCUUUCGAAGCCUAAAUCAAAAGAGAAGGAUACUACGAGCGCUGAUGAUAAUUUAGUAGCAAAUACUAAUACAGUUGAUUCAAGCUCGAAAAAAGAAAAAACUAAUAUUAAACAGCUAUCGAAAAAACAAACAAACAAAAACAUAUCCAAACAGUCACAAUCUACAACUGAACUACCCAGUACGAGUGGUACAAAUGGUACGAAUGCUUCCAGUGACUGCCCACCAAUGCAAGACCAAUUAGCUGAAGAAAGGCAAUCGUCAACAGUUAAAUCACCAGAAAAGACAAAAUCUCGUAUUGGGCCAAAAUCAAAAAUAAAUCCUAAGGUUAAAUUGAAAAAAUCAAGUUCUUCCGAACAGGGUAAUAGCAGCAAUGUUCCAAGUUCAAAACCCAGUCGGAUUAAUAAUAAUCCAUCAACAGAUGCUACCGAUGGUGACUGUCAAACUGAUGAUACCGAGUUUUCAAACCUUCAAACAAGGAGGCUUACAACUAUAGCGGAGGAUGCUCCAACACAAAUCAACCACCAACGCAAUAGCAGCACACUCAUGCCACCACCGAAAACAAAUUUAGUCAAAAAAGUGAACACAAUCAGAAAGAAUAACAGUUUUCAUACGGAGCAUGACGACUCUAUAGCAGAUGUCUCAGCAGUCCAUGUAAAUAAUUUGUUUGAUCAACUAAAAAAUUCUAGCAUGAACUGCAAAACGAUGAACAGAAAUCGACUGGCAAUGAAUUCUAGUGAGCAGGUUUCCCUAGAUAGCCGUAGUAAUAAAACAAAAAAUCCUUCUAAAUCAGGGGGCAAGCAAAAAAGGAAUACAUCUGUUCUUUUGCAACGUUUGAAUCUGGAACAGGAAGGUUCAUACUUCAAUAGCGAAAGAAAUUUUGAUUCUGGAUUUUCUUCCGAUCAGAUGAAUUCAAUAAAUACAAAAAAAGACAUCCUUCUGGAUUGGCUGGUUCAAAUGAUUAAUAAUUGCAAAACUCCUUCCAAUCAAGAAAAGGGAUUGGCUAGACUUUUAAAACCAGAUGGCUUUGCGAUUGGUAAUGUUUCUGAAUUAACAUUUGAAGAAAUCGACGGUGUUGACUAUGCUUUCUACAAUAGUAAUGAUCAAAAAUUUGGAUACUUGCGUUUUAAGCCAAGAACGCAAAAAAAAAUAUCAAAGGCAAAGCGAUAUGAACUGAAUUUUGUGCUGUUGGGUGGAAUAAUUGAAAUAUCUGUAAAUAAGCAAACUUUUGACAUGAAAAAUGGCGAUCUUAUUACAAUUUUUAUCGGAACAUCGUAUGGCAUGAAAAAUGUAACUGACGAUCCGGCUUUAGUCAUGGUAAUAAGAAAAUAAAUUAAAAACUAACUGUACAAAUUAUUAUAAAAUAUUACUUCAUGAAAUUUAAGCAUUUUGUUAUUAUAAAUUAUGUAAAUUAAUUUUUUCUGUAAACUAAGGUAUUGAGUAGAAUUAUUUCUCAAUACUCGGCUUAUGGCAAUAGAUAAAUAUUAAAUAUAUUUUUUUAUGAUGAUUGAUUAUUGGUUUGUUAUAAAAUGGUUCAAUGUUUAACAACUGAAAAUUGUAACCGAUCAAGCAAAAUAAAUCAUAGGAACAACAAGAACAAGAAUUCUAUGUUUAAUAUUUAUGUAAUUGAAAAUGUAAUUGGAAUUAAAUUUUUAUAAUUUAACCUAAGAUCGUAA